AUGGACCUCCUUGUCAGAAAGAGCAUUGCGAUCAAAGAUCAUGACUCUUCCUUCAUCCGCGUGGUGAGCCUCUUCAUUCAUUUCAACGUAACCAACCUCUUGGUACAGUACUUACUGCCUAACCAUCUUGGCGUAUUUUAUGAGCAGCCAAGCCUUCGAGCAACAGCCUUCAAGCAACAGACCAAGAACACGACCCGUAUGGGUUUGAAUUUGAGUUUUGCGGCGGCUUUGCAUGGAUCCAGUGAACCACGGUGUGACGCCAUUCUUCCAAUCCACCAAUUAACAGCCACUCGACAGACAGCCCGCAAUUCCUCCAACAGUAACAGUGACAGUCCACACUUCCUUCCACCGACAGGCGCCGACGACAGUCAAUAG
Messenger RNA from Seminavis robusta, 375 nucleotides. The record is from the annotation of a GenBank genome assembly. Lineage: Eukaryota; Bacillariophyta; Bacillariophyceae; Naviculales; Naviculaceae.